AUGUCGAAUGAUCAUCAUUAUCAUCAUCAUCACAGCCUAGGCUACCAGCUCAGUGCGACAAGAGAAAGCAGUACAGAUGAGCACGAAUUGCAGCUACUUGACUAUGAAGGCUCGCUUGCGCAUCGCGCGACCAACCAGCGAGACAGUCCAUCAGAUAUUACCCUCCCAUAUGCUUCGAUCGCAACUUCUGAAUGCCCGUGGACUUGCCAGCCGGGCCAAGAAGACGAACAGAUCGGUCCGCAUCCCCGGCUCGCAAAUGUUGAAGACCAUGUCAGAAGAGGAAGUCAAAGGCACGAAUCGACCGAGAGGUUGCUCAAACCUCAGGAGAAUAUUGCCACCAGGUCCGGUCCGUCGGGUGCCGUUCGUCAAACAGUGGUCAACACAGAACCACCAACCAAUUCUCCAUCCGUUUCAGCGUGUCCAGCAGUCAAGCCUCGACCACACGGCAGAAAGCUUGUGCAGCGCUAUUGGCUAUGGGAGAUUUCAGCUUCUAUCCUGAGUCUUGCGUGCAUGGCAGCUGUCAUCGGGGUUCUCAUGUACGAAGACGGAAAACCCUUACACCAAUGGGGCUUGGGAGAGAAAUAUCUUUCCCCGAACGUAGUCGUCUCCUCCUUGGCACGUUAG
Pestalotiopsis fici W106-1 is the source of this 624-nucleotide messenger RNA. RefSeq lists its product as uncharacterized. Bases 1 to 624 code for a protein of 207 amino acids. The transcript has a single exon. The record is from RefSeq and is a predicted model, not a curated record. Lineage: Eukaryota; Fungi; Ascomycota; Sordariomycetes; Amphisphaeriales; Sporocadaceae.